CUGGCCAUGAGCACUCUCAAGGCCCUCUCUGGUUCAUUAAUAGUGACUACAUCUCACCAGAGGGUGCUUUGAACGUGUUAACGAAAUAAUGUAUUGAGUGGCUAUACUAUAAAGGCUAUACCCAGGAUUAUUCUGAAAUCCCAGAAUCCCUCCUGAAUCCAUGCUUGAAUCCGAAUCGAGUAUGUCGUGAUUACAACUGUUUACCAAACGAAAAUGUAAAAUUUCAUUUGGACUGUUAUUAAAUGUUAACAUACUCAUCUGUGUUCGUUACCUGUUACACGAGUGCAUUCAUUUAUGUGUAAAUACAGGAAUCUCCUUUUUACUAAUAAUAUAACGUACAAAGAACUCGAGCAAAAUGACAAAACACUUGGAACACAUAUACGACGUUUUACAAAAUGCAAACAGCAAAAAAGUAACAGACAGAAGGAACUGCGUUGGGAGUCUAUUACACCUUUACGAGAACAAAGAAAUCAUCGCAGAGAUCUGCGAAAGUUCGAAGCAUAAUACAAACAUUGUAACUUGGUCAUACAUAAUCCAUACAAUUCAUAAAUUGCUAAUUAGCGAAGCUGAUCGACUAGCUUCCAAGGAGAUCAGCAAUAAAUCAGAAGUGGAACGGAACAUAUGCCUGCUAGUAGAAAACACGUUUCGGCAUGCAGACUUUAAUAAAAAAUCAUUGCUGAAGUGCAACGACGUGAUGCCAUUAAUAUUACAAGUUAUAAGCAGAACUACGUACAAACCCUAUUACGAUACGUACUUGAAGGUAUUAAUUUCUUAUGUACUACCGCUUAGAAUACAUCAGGUAAACAUGUUACCUGAAUUUUGGGAGGAGUUACUUGAUGUACUAUGCAAAUUGUACAAACACGUGUCCUCUGUCAUAAGUAAGAGAGCUGUUUUGGAUGCUUUACACAUGAGUGUUCAAUAUGGUUGUUUGCAUUCAAACGUAAACUUAAACGUAUCAGAUAUAUUGUCUUUCAUAGAAUCUACUUUGCCUAGUGUAGUAAAGGCUCAAGAAGUUUUGGCGGAUUCAUUUUAUAAACUUACAAAUACAGUGUGCCGGCACAUUGCUGCGGAAUAUAGAAUUGUAUUAUGCCACUUCAGCGAGACUGUUUCAUCAAGAUUGAGCUCGUUGAAAGGACCCAUUGAGAAGUACGAAGUUUUAUUACUGUUCGUACGAAUUCAUCAUCCCGAGGGAGUGAGCAAAGGUGAUGAUCGUGCUUACGCCAAUGAUUGGACACAGUGGUAUGCGGAGCUUAGGAAUAUGUACGUGAACAUUUUGAAGGAUUUUAAAGCAGGCGAGCUACCGAGAACCUUCGUUCGUUAUGCUGCUGAAGAUUGCAGAAAAAUAAAAAUUGGUGAAAAAUCGGAAGAAGAAACAUGGAGAUCUUUAAACGUGAAUCAAAAUGAAACAUCAACGCAUACGCUCACGCAGCUGUUCAUAAUAAAUAACAAAAUAACCAACCCGAACGUGGUUUUAAAAUUGUAUCUUACGAACGUGAUCAAAUGGUCCGUUAUGAGCGUCCGUACGUUGAUAGUACUUUGUGAACAUUUCCCAUUGCCGGCUGACAUUUCCGUAUGCAGCAUAAACGAAUAUUCGCCAACGAUGGAUGCGAACUCCGUCAGGUCGUCUCUUAUAAAAUGGUUAUUGAACAUUCCUUGGCAGAGGACAGUGACAGAAAUCAUAAUCGACGAGCUCUGCCUAUCGCUCAUCAGUAUGACAUUAAAAACGAAACACGAGAAUCGAAUACGAUUUAAGGAAUACAACGUGAACGAUCAAUGCGACUGUUUAGAAGAUGAGAACUCUGAAUCAUUUUAUGAGCACAUCGAACAGUGCUAUCUGCUAUUAACGUAUAAAAAGAAUUUGUUCACCGACGACGCGAAAAGGAGCGAAAAGCUAAAAGCAAAAGUUAAUGAACACGUACUGUACAUGCAAGAAAUUCUAACAUUCAUGACGAACAGCUUGUACAGUAUGAUCAAUGAAACUGUAAGAGGUGAUCUUGAUGUGAUUAUAAUUAAAGUAGCAAUUGUGGCGAAAGCUGUAUCGAUGAUGAAGGAAUUAAACAUGAUAUCGAAAAAUAUCGAAGAGUUGCAACUCGUGCAGGGAUUGAAAAAGUACAUGGCCAACGUUAAUACUUUACUGGAACGUCUGAACCCGUCGAAAGAGAAUUAUUCCUAUUUGUACAGAGUAACGAAAGCGCUUUGUUCGCUGUACGAGACAUCGUACGACGUUCAGGUAGCAGAGAUAAUCGUUUCGUCCGCGACGUUGAACAUGUUAAAAAAUAUAUUCAAUUUAAUGAACAUCGCGGAUGAUGAGAUCGCCAAAUACGAGAUUAGCAAGAAUUACAUCAAUCAACAGAGGAGGCGCAAGUGUUUAAACAGAGAGGACGUAGAAGAGGAAUGCUGCAAGUAUUGCGACAAAGGUACCAUUAGAAUACAGGCAACGAAGGCGUUGGCACUGUUUUGCUGUAUAACCGUGGAGCAAGAAAGCUCGCAUGAAAUUCAGAUAAAACUGAUGAACAAUUUCCUAAACAUAAAUAUGUACGAUCUGUCUCACACGGUUAAUUUUAAAAUGGCUGUAAUGGUUUUGAAGUCGUUAUCCAUGUACGGGGAAGGAAGAUUGUGGGAAAAUCACAGGUACUCGCCAUUGGAAAAUCUGUUGACAUUGCAUCGCACGUGUUACAAGGAUGAAACCAGCAUGCGUUACAUAUUCAGCGUUUUCCCGUACUUCUUUAAGUACUCUCUAGAGCACGACUCUUGUAAGAUAAACGAUUUAAUGAAAAUUAUCGUUGAAUUUAAUAAGCUUCGGUCUGAGAAGAAGAGAUAUGGUUUCGUCGCUCAAAUAGAGUAUGUUAAGUGCCUUUCAGAAAUUAUUCGCAUCAGUCCAUCUCAUUUACAUUACAGUACGAACGAAGCCUUGGACGAAAUGUCGGUAUUAGAAGGUCUCUUGUCGUCUCUUACCAGUUCUUCGUUUAUGGUGAGAAAAGAGGCAAUCAAAUGGAUACAGAGUAUAUAUUCUUCGAAAAGUAUUGCGUUUUUAUGGAAGGAAGCGUUGUUUGCGAGAAUAGAAGCCUUAGCGCGUGCGAUAGCGAUUGACGAGAAGACAAACGUUCGAAUAAAUGCAGACAAGAAAGAAAUUACAACGGCGAGUACUUUGUUGACGCUCGGUGCGAUUGCCUCUACCAGCGGAGCGUUCCAGAGCCAGGCUUUGUCAUUGAUGUUACAGUUCAUCAUUGACAAUGAGAUAGACUGCGAGAAAAUGCUAAAAACGAUAAAUAUCGCUACAGAUCGGGUCAACUGCUCGAAUCUCAUCGAAAAGAAUCUCAGCUUCUUGUUGACUUAUUGGUAUAAUUCAGAGUACUCGUCGCGAUCGUUUCCUUGGAAGUUAAUGCGUUGCGAAUCCGAAACACAAUUCUACCAAACGUGCAGUAAUACCUUAGCGUUUAUCAAGUUCAAACGGUUGGAUUUGCCCGAGGUCGCUUCUGUUUGCAAUCGCGCGAAUUUGCCGUUCGAACAAGUGAUCGAAAAUAUCUUCCCGGAAGUCCUCGCGUGGCUGUUAUAUUGUGUCGAUGGGAACGAGAGGACUAUUUCGAAACAAUCUGCGUACGAGGUGUUUCAUAAAUUUCAAUCGAACGAAGAUGAAUUCUGCCGGAUGAGAGAAUUUUCUAGCUUGCUUAACGGGAACUUCGCGAAGAUUCUGGUGUAUCUUGUUGGGAGAUUGCACGACGAGGAUCAUCUCGAGGAAACGCUAGGGAUAAGAAUGUCAUUGGCGUUAUCGGAUCCUCCUCACUUUAAGAAACCGGCGAUAGACAAUUGUUUGAAAUUAAUCGUCAGCAAUUAUUUUCAAGACGGCGUCACGCUGUUGGAAUAUCUCCUACGUUGCAAUGGUUCGAGGAUAUUGCAGAGGGUGUUGUCAGACCUGAACGAGAGGAUUCAUAAACAAGGAUUCGAAGAGCAUAGGAUAAAAGCUUUCCAUCAGUACGCGUAUUUUUGUACAUUGGUCAUCGACGAAUUGCCGCGAGAAUAUUUUGACGCGAUGUCUACAUACGUGAUAAAAGAUAUCGGUUACAGUUUACUUCACGUUAUUAAAAUAUACGACGACGUUCGACGAUUGGCCUGCAGAUACUUUUACGACUUCGUUAAACGAAUGUUCCCGGUGCGAAGCGAGCAGGUGAAACAAAUUUUGAAGUUCACCGUCGCAGUUCUGGUGCCUAUCGUUCAAACGGAAGAAACUUCCGUUGCUUUGGAUAUACUCAACUUCUUGAUAGUUGAUCAGAAAGCGUUGCUUUCCGACGUGAUACAGAAUUUAAACGUAUUUCCUAAUAUCCCGGUUUUCCAACGGAUACGAGAGAUUCAUAAUAAUUUGAAGCACCAGACGAAGAGAGUUCACACUUUGGAGGAAGAGAUACAAUAUUUUCUGAAUACCAUGAUUGAUAAAAAUAUGGAUUGCAGCAUGGAAGAUAUAUCUCAUUUGCUGAUGCAGCUAUCGACGAGGAAAGAAGAAUUGCGGAGAUUGUACGACGCGCUUGAAAAGUUUCGCGGCUUUUCCGAAGAUUGUGCCACAAGUUUGCUACACCAGCUGGUCUACAAACUUAUAAAACUGACAGGAUCCGCAGAAAUGGAUGUUUCUAUUGAGGCAGCGAGAUGUUUGGGCGAGUUAGGCCCGACAGAUUUAAUGUCAAUGAUUCUGUAUCUCGAAAAGGGCCACAUUAAGGAAUCGUCCGACUUGAUUGAAAUAUUGUCGUACAAGAUAAUAAUAAUGAUGGUGAAAUUUUUAUUCGAAAGCGACAUUGAGCUUCGGAGGAUCAGCGCCGGUGUAUUAAACGUCGUACUCUCGUCGUUUUGGGGUCGACAAUUGCUGAACGCAACAUAUAUGAACAGUUUAAAAUCCGUUUUAGGCGAAUCACAGGUUCCACCUCUAGAAACGAGUAACAUUCAACCAUUUAUACUUGCCAAUGAUAAAUGUUUAAAAGAGAGUAACAUCGGUAUAAAUGAGACUAACCUUAAUGAGAUUCUUGACCAAGAUAAUACUAUUUGGACGAUUCAAUCUGAAGACUCGUACUCUGAUUGGAUCGUCCAGGCAACGUGUAAAGUCGCGGUGUGCUUUACACGAUUCUAUUCCGAAUAUCUGAUCCCCGUAUGCCGUUUGAGUACCGAUUUCUGUGAAAUGAUUUUACCGAGGAUCGUGUAUUUAAUCAUUCAUACGGAUGAGAAUUCGACGAGCGCCAUAUGGAAAUGCAUCGAUAGAUUCUUCGAGCAUCAUUUCAAUUUCAACACAGAAACGAACGUCCCCUCCCAUAAAUCAACGAACUGCGAUCACCGCAUCGUGCGGUGCAUGUUGAACAUAGUAAAUUACAUCAGAAUGCAGAUACCGAGCAAUCAUUUGAAGCUGAAUUACAUACACAUAGCGAAGGCUGCUCAUUAUUGCUCCGCAUAUUUCACAGCGAUAUUGUACGCGGAGAUGUCUUGCGAAGCCAUCUUAAACGACGACGACAGGUCGACCAGCGUUUCGAAGAUUGAUCGCGUUUACCAAUUGUCGCCUCGUCAAGGAAAAGUGAUACAAGGCAUACUACGAGAUUCGUAUGCGAAAUUAGGCGACCUCGAUGCCAUCAGUGGCACCGGUUCCUCGCACUUGCAGCAUUACUCUACUCGUAUUCAACACUACGUCCAUACCAACCAAUGGGACAGAGUAAUGCUUGCCAAUGACGUUGAACUUUCAUGUUUGGGCGAGUUAGGCCCGACAGAUUUAAUGUCAAUGAUUCUGUAUCUCGAAAAGGGCCACAUUAAGGAAUCGUCCGACUUGAUUGAAAUAUUGUCGUACAAGAUAAUAAUAAUGAUGGUGAAAUUUUUAUUCGAAAGCGACAUUGAGCUUCGGAGGAUCAGCGCCGGUGUAUUAAACGUCGUACUCUCGUCGUUUUGGGGUCGACAAUUGCUGAACGCAACAUAUAUGAACAGUUUAAAAUCCGUUUUAGGCGAAUCACAGGUUCCACCUCUAGAAACGAGUAACAUUCAACCAUUUAUACUUGCCAAUGAUAAAUGUUUAAAAGAGAGUAACAUCGGUAUAAAUGAGACUAACCUUAAUGAGAUUCUUGACCAAGAUAAUACUAUUUGGACGAUUCAAUCUGAAGACUCGUACUCUGAUUGGAUCGUCCAGGCAACGUGUAAAGUCGCGGUGUGCUUUACACGAUUCUAUUCCGAAUAUCUGAUCCCCGUAUGCCGUUUGAGUACCGAUUUCUGUGAAAUGAUUUUACCGAGGAUCGUGUAUUUAAUCAUUCAUACGGAUGAGAAUUCGACGAGCGCCAUAUGGAAAUGCAUCGAUAGAUUCUUCGAGCAUCAUUUCAAUUUCAACACAGAAACGAACGUCCCCUCCCAUAAAUCAACGAACUGCGAUCACCGCAUCGUGCGGUGCAUGUUGAACAUAGUAAAUUACAUCAGAAUGCAGAUACCGAGCAAUCAUUUGAAGCUGAAUUACAUACACAUAGCGAAGGCUGCUCAUUAUUGCUCCGCAUAUUUCACAGCGAUAUUGUACGCGGAGAUGUCUUGCGAAGCCAUCUUAAACGACGACGACAGGUCGACCAGCGUUUCGAAGAUUGAUCGCGUUUACCAAUUGUCGCCUCGUCAAGGAAAAGUGAUACAAGGCAUACUACGAGAUUCGUAUGCGAAAUUAGGCGACCUCGAUGCCAUCAGUGGCACCGGUUCCUCGCACUUGCAGCAUUACUCUACUCGUAUUCAACACUACGUCCAUACCAACCAAUGGGACAGAGUAAUGCUUGCCAAUGACGUUGAACUUUCGUUUGGGAAUACGAGUAUGAUCAGAGAAAUGGCGAACGGAUUACACCAGUCUGGUCUUCAAUACCUGCUCGGUAAUUUUAUAUCCAUGUCGUCGAAGACUGGUGAAAAAAUAGACGAAGAUAUUUUGUACGAGUCUGCUUGGCGCCUGGGCAACUGGGACGCCCUUGACGGCAACCAGUUCCUCUACUCGCAAAAUAAUUUCGGUUCGAAGUUGGAUAUAACCGAACGCGAUUAUCAUUUUUACCAUUAUCACGCUUUGAAAUGUUUCCACGAGGGUAACGAAGGAGGUGUAGCGGACGCGAUACGAAACGCACGCGCAAGCGUAAUCAAAGCGCUUAGAAAUACUAGUUUAGAAAGCAACAAAACUAUAUACAAGAAAUUAACACAAUUACAAUUGAUUCGUGAGAUUGAAGAUCUCAAAUUUGUCAAGGAAAAUGAUUAUGGAAAGGUGUUGGACAAAUGGCAGCAACAGAACAUCGCAAAUUUCAAUGAUUUUCGGUAUAUGGAACCUAUUUUAACUCAGAGAACCGUCAUGUUUCAAAUAAAUGACACGUUGGCGAACAAUUCAAACAUUAAACAUGCAUUAUUCAAUACAUAUCUUCAGCUAUCGAAAAUAGCAGCAGAUAAAGACAAUUUGCAAAUCGCUACUCGUUCCCUAGUUGUUCUAGCAAAGCAGAGUGAUUUAUCUUCAAAAAUCCAAGAUCGACUACUUUAUCAAGAAGCUCUGUUAGCGCGGCACAGAAACGAUUUGGAUGUUGGACGAUGUCUGUUACUUAAUUUAAUAAAUAAAAAUACAUUGGAUGGAAACCUACGAGCGCAGAUAUUAAGAGUCUACGGAGACUGGAUGGCCGAAACAAAAUCGGAAAACCCUCAGACUGUGAUAGAAGAGUAUUAUUUGAGAUCUAUAAAUUUAAGUAUGUCGAUCAAUGAACAGAGCAACGACCAUGAGAUUGUUAAGAAUUUACACGAUACUCAAGUAGCCCUUGCUCGUUUCGCUGAUACCCAGUUCGAACAGAUUAGCUCGUACAUGAAAUCGCCUCAGUUCGAAAUCCUAAAGGAAUGCGUUACGUAUUCCUAUAAAACAAUUGACGAACAAUCAGUUCCUGAGGACAGAGACGUUCGACAGGCCAUGUUUUUGAGUCGCAGACAAAAUACAAACGACGCUGAGGAAUUGGAACACAUACAGAAAGAGAGAAAUAAUUAUUUAAUUUUAGCUUUAAAGUACUACUUGAGAACGUUGCAACAAAGCGAGAGUUAUAAUUUAUUAGUAUUCAGGGUAAUAGCUCUCUGGUUGGACAAUGUACACCACAAGGAAGUUAACGAUUUAUUAGAAGAGAACCUGAACUUUAUACCCUCUUUUAAGUUUAUCCCGUUAGUACCGCAACUGGCAGCCCAUAUAACCGAAGAUCUUGAUCAAUUCCACGCAAAGAUAUACAAUAUUAUGCGACGGUGCGCCCUAGAGCAUCCGCACCAUACGUUGCCAGUAUUGCUGGCAUUGAAAAAUUUGUAUGGGGAUUGCGAUAAUAGUUCAAUUAGAAAAGGGAAAACUCCAGAACCGAGAGUUCUCGGUGCUCGAAAAUUGUUAAAAGAAUUAGGAAAGUUUAAUAUACGGAAAAUUAUAUUCGAAAUGGAACGACUAUCACGAGCUUUAGUGACGUUGGCUAAUCUUCCUGCUACUUCGGCCAAGGCGGGCGUUAUUGUUAAAAUUCCCAAGAACCAAGAAAUAUUGAAGAUAAAACAGUUCGAAAGUAUUUACGUGCCGACGUUAAGGAUCAAUGUGAACCCUUCGCAACAUUACAAUUCCGUCGUCGGUGUCGCUAAAUAUGCGGAGACGUAUGAAACCGUCGGAGGCAUAAAUACUCCGAAGAAAUUGGUUUGCAUCGGUACAGACGGAAUAAGUAGAUAUCAGUUAAUAAAGGGUAAGGAUGACUUACGGCAAGACGCCGUGAUGCAACAAGUUUUCACCGUGAUGAACACGUUGUUACGAUCACACGAAGAAACUAAACGCAGGAAACUGGCAAUUAGGACGUACAAGGUCGUACCCUUAACGCAGAGAUCAGGUAUAGUGGAAUGGUGCGACAAUACUUUACCCAUUGCAGCUGUAUUAGUCGGGACGGAUAGUCUUCCCGGAUUGCAUAAGAAGUACUACCCGAGAGAUUACACAGCAAGACAGUGCAAAGAGAAAUUAGCAGCAGCAACGAAAUACACGCCCAGUAGAAAAUUGAAAGUGUAUAUGGAUUGUUGUGAACAUAUGCAUCCCGUGAUGCAUCACUUUUUUACUGAAAAAUAUCCUUCGCCUGAGACGUGGUUUGAACGACGAUUGGCGUACACUCGCAGUAUAGCGACAACGUCAAUGGCAGGAUACGUACUGGGAUUAGGAGACAGGCAUCUGAACAAUAUCUUAAUCGAUCAAACAACAGCAGAAGUUAUCCACAUUGAUUUUGGUAUAGCAUUUGAACAAGGGAAGGUACUACCGAUGCCUGAAACUAUCCCCUUUCGACUCACACGGAAUAUUGAAGCAGGGAUGGGUGUAUCUGGCGUCGAGGGUACAAUGAGGCAUUGUAGCGAGAAGACUUUAACGGUGUUACGUGACCAAAAACAAAUAAUUAUAACGUUACUCCAAGUACUCUUGUACGAUCCGUUAUUUAAAUGGACAAUAACACCAGCCAAGGCUCACGAUAUUCAAAGCGAAAGGUCGUCGAGAUCAGUCGAAAAUAAUCAAUAUUCUACAGAGACCAACAAAUCAGCCGAAAGAGCUCUUCUACGGAUAGAACAGAAAUUACAGGGAACAGAAGAAGGAUUGGUAACCAGUGUGUCUGGCCAAGUGGAGAGGCUUAUACAAGAAGCUCGUGAUCCUAUGAAUCUUUGCCGUGUAUUUUGUGGAUGGCAGCCAUAUCUAUAACAGUAUUACUUGUUUACAGAAAUUCUAAAAAUGUGAUAUGUAGUUUAAGAGUUAAAUGUUUAUUUUAUAUACGUUCAUACGUAUAAUUAUACUAUUAUUAUAAUUAUACGUAUAAUUAAUCUGGAAUAUUGUUCAGCUUUUAGUUUCUUGUUUGUUAACAUUUUAUACGAAUUUUAUGAUACAAGUAAUUUUUUAACACGUUGACUGCCGUGACCGGCGACACGAUUAAUAGUAAAAUACAUAAUUAGAGUAAAUAUCGAUACUGAUAAAUUUUAAAAUAAUACGACUGUUACUACAAUAGUUUGAA
Messenger RNA from Ceratina calcarata, 9995 nucleotides. It is a transcript of the gene tefu, whose product is annotated as Serine/threonine-protein kinase tefu. Lineage: Eukaryota; Metazoa; Arthropoda; Insecta; Hymenoptera; Apidae. The record is from RefSeq and is a predicted model, not a curated record. Bases 356 to 9688 code for a protein of 3110 amino acids. The transcript is spliced from 19 exons. Gene Ontology annotation, biological process: DNA repair. Gene Ontology annotation, molecular function: protein binding; protein serine/threonine kinase activity.